This is a messenger RNA of Jatropha curcas, 938 nucleotides long. Its product is annotated as putative calcium-binding protein CML13. Gene Ontology annotation, molecular function: calcium ion binding. The record is from RefSeq and is a predicted model, not a curated record. Lineage: Eukaryota; Viridiplantae; Streptophyta; Magnoliopsida; Malpighiales; Euphorbiaceae. Gene Ontology annotation, cellular component: myosin II complex.
UAAGAAAUACAAACCUGCCUCCCAUUUCAUCAUUUCCUUCAAAAUCACGCACGCGACACAACGUGCAGCACCAUUUCCAGACAAGAAGAGAAGGAGAGUUGAGGACCAUUUUCGAGAGAUAGACACGACCCGAAUCCGACCGGAAAAUGGGCAAGGAUCUCAGUGAGGACCAGGUCUCAUCAAUGAAAGAAGCCUUCACGCUCUUCGAUACCGACGGUGAUGGCAAGAUCGCCCCAUCUGAAUUGGGAAUCCUAAUGCGUUCUCUCGGCGGCAAUCCGACCCAGGCACAACUUAAGACCAUAGUCGCUGAAGAAAAACUUAACGCUCCUUUUGAUUUCCCUAGAUUCCUCGAUCUCAUGGCCAAGCACAUGAAACCUGAGCCGUUCGAUCGCCAGCUCCGCGAUGCGUUCAAGGUGCUCGACAAGGACGGUACUGGGUUCGUUUCGGUUGGGGAUCUGCGCCACAUUUUGACUAGUAUUGGCGAGAAGCUGGAACCCGCCGAGUUCGAUGAGUGGAUCCGGGAGGUCGAUGUUGGGUCGGAUGGGAAAAUCCGCUACGAGGAUUUCAUUGCAAGGAUGGUGGCCAAGUGAAGUAAGAUCGGUUAAGAACUCUGCCGUGUGUUUGUUUGUUUUUUUUUUUUUUUUAAAUUUUUUUUAUAAUUCUCAGAAGUACUUUUGCGUAAUAUUUGCCUUUUGUUUUUGGUUUUGGGACAUUAGGGUUUGUUUGGGUAACGAUGUGAUGGUGUUCUUCGAAUUAUUGAAGUAAUGCUAAGUUUUUCGUUAAUGAUUUUGGGGCUUUCUAGAUGUGUUAUUGUUUAUAACGUCCCGGCUAAUGUAACUGAAUCUGUGUACUUUCAGGCAAUUCAAAGUUUGCUGCUUUUGUAUUUGGCUUGAUUGGCCCAGAAAAAUUAAUUUAAUCUGUUUCUGUUCGAGAUUUCA